AUGGAAGAUUUUAAAUUGCCCAUGGCAGUUAAAUCAAAUAAAAUAUAUCAAGAUUUAAAAAAAUUUAUAAAAAAUGAUUCAAAUGCUUCAUUUAUAGCAGGUGGAAUAGCUGGAGCAGUUUCAAGAACUGUUGUAUCACCUUUUGAAAGAGCUAAAAUUUUAUUACAAUUACAAGGUCCCGGAACAAAUCAAGCUUAUCAUGGAAUGUUUCCCACUAUAGCAAGAAUGUACAAGGAAGAAGGUUGGAGAGGUUUAUUUCGUGGUAAUACUUUAAAUUGCAUUAGAAUAUUUCCUUAUAGUGCAGUUCAAUUUGCAGUAUUUGAAAAAUGUAAAGAUUUAAUAAUAAAAUAUAGAAAUAAUGAUCAUUUAAAUAAAGCUCAAAUUAAUAAUAAUCAACUAACAGGUUUAGAAAGAUUAUUUGCAGGAUCAAUUGCUGGAAUUGCUUCUGUAGCAGUUACAUAUCCUUUGGAUUUAGUACGAGCUAGAAUAACAGUUCAAACAGCAUCAUUAAAUAAAUUAAAACAAGGUAAAUUAGCUAAACCACCAACUGUUUGGGGAACUUUGAAAGAUGUAUAUAAAAAUGAAGGUGGAUUUUUUGCAUUAUAUAGAGGUAUUGUGCCGACAACUUUAGGAGUUGCACCAUAUGUAGCUAUAAAUUUUGCAUUAUAUGAAAGAUUAAGGGAAUAUAUGAUAGAAUCCCCAAGAGAUUUUUCAAAUCCAAUAUGGAAAUUAGCAGCUGGAGCAUUUAGUAGUUUUGUUGGAGGAGUAUUGAUAUAUCCUUUAGAUGUUUUAAGGAAAAGAUAUCAAGUUGCAAGUAUGGCAGGUGGUGAAUUAGGAUUUCAAUAUAAGUCAGUUAGUCAUGCAUUAUAUUCAAUGUUUAAACAUGAAGGAUUUUUUGGUGCAUAUAAAGGAUUAACUGCAAAUUUGUAUAAAAUAGUUCCUUCAAUGGCUGUGCUGUGGUUAUGCUAUGAUACUUUGAAAAGUUGGAUUGAGAAGUGGUGA
Messenger RNA from Lodderomyces pseudojiufengensis, 1002 nucleotides. RefSeq lists its product as uncharacterized. Gene Ontology annotation, biological process: transmembrane transport. The coding region runs from base 1 to 1002 and encodes 333 amino acids. NCBI's taxonomy places the organism in Eukaryota, Fungi, Ascomycota, Pichiomycetes, Serinales, Debaryomycetaceae. The record is from RefSeq and is a predicted model, not a curated record. The transcript has a single exon.